GCUUAUUUAGUCGUUUCGUUCGGUCCUCUGCUCUGCAAUGUGUGAUCGGAAAAAGCGACGGACGGACGGAGAUGGAGGAAGAACAACAACUUCGGUCGGGGAAGUACACUUGGGUGAUCGACAGCUUCUCCGAGAAGAAGAACAAGCCCAAGUUCUCCUCUGAUGCGUUUACUGUUGGAGGCUGCAAAUGGCAAAUAACUAUGUACCCUGGGCGGGAAGCGGAUUAUUUGGAAAUCUACUUAGGGGUUGCAGAUACUGCAACAUUGCCUGAUGGAUGGUACAGAGAUGCGAAGGUAGCAUUCACUUUAGUUGAUCAGGACAGCAAAGUCGGCUCAACAACAGAGAGUUUUCGAAAGAAAAUCACCGCAGGUGAAAGCGAUUGGGGGUUCAGGCAAUUCAUGCCUCUGACCAAGCAGAUUCGACUCUUAUUUCCACAGUUUCUCUGAACAUUUUAGUGCUACCGGCACUCCUCAUCUGGGAGAAGAAUCGGCAUCACACUCGCAGACCACUGAUGUAGCUUCUGACACUCCGAGCUCAGAUGAUAUAGAGAAGGCCAAGCACUCCUUGAAGGAAUGCCUGUUGGAUCUCUUCAAGUUAGACAUGAGGGAUAGGCUUUCCUCAGCCUUGUCGAUCUUAAGCCAUGCUGGAGCUGGGUUAUCUCCUGAUCAGCAGAGAUCGAUCGAGACAUUUAAGGCCAACUUUGAUGAUUUUUUAUGUGACUUCUUAACCUUUGAGCUAGACAAUUCUGAUUUUGAGCUGCAGAAAAUCACGACGGAUCGCAUAUACUCUACGAUGAAGAAGAAUAGAGAGGGUCACCUUUCAUACAAGCAAUCGUUUGAUAGCCUCACCGAGGAAAAGGAAGAGCUCUAUAAGAGACUGAAGGAAGUGAGCUCCGGUGAGAGAGAGCUGAUAUCUGACUGGGAAACCCUGAUAAAAGAAUCAGAGGAAGUGAAAUUGAAAUGUGCAAUUCAGGAGAAGAAGCUGGCAGAGGCAAAGGAGAAGAAGAAAAUAGCCGAAGAAAGGAUGUCUCGAUCAACCAGUGCCUGGUCCAGUCUUAAGGAACAAUUCCUUUGAAAUUUUCAGCUUGCCGGUAAAAAAAUGGCCGCAAAGUUUUGUGCAGCACAAGAGGAUGUGAUCAAAAUGCCAUCGAUUCGGAUGUGAUUGAAACGCUGUCUGUGAGACCUUCUCGCUUUAGAAA
Molecule: messenger RNA, 1198 nt
Organism: Punica granatum (pomegranate)
Lineage: Eukaryota; Viridiplantae; Streptophyta; Magnoliopsida; Myrtales; Lythraceae
Source: RefSeq, a predicted model, not a curated record